AUGGCUAGUGAGGAGAGUUUUGUUGUUCUGGUUCACCACAGAGGAUCCAUUAAGAGAAAAACUCGUUCCGGAGUGAAGUUCACUGAUAAGGAUCCUCUCUGUAUUGUCGUGAAUCCAACGACAAGGUAUGAUGACCUUGUUAGAUCUGUGCUGAUGAAACUUGGCCUGGAAGGUGCGAAGCGGGUUAAGAAGUUUUUCUAUCGCAUUCCAGUCACGAUCCUGCACGAUACGAUGAAGUAUGAUUGUCUCACGAUUGGUAGUGAUGAGGACCUGCAAGUCAUGUUUCUUUGUCGGAGGCAGUUUUCGGAGGUGAGGACACCAGAAUUCCUGGCAAAGCUAGUUGAUGUGGUAUCCAGCUCAGGGGGUUCGAACCGGAAUACCACCAAUGUAGCCACGGCAGCUGGUUCCAGUUCCAGGGCUGCCGUGGCUUCUUCCUCCGUCCCAGUGUACGAGCCAGCGGUCCAACUUAUCGCCUCCCCGUCUUUUGCUGUUGAUCUGAAUGACGGCGUAGGCGACGAGGUAGGAUCCUUUGAUAUUUUGCCGAACGCCUUACAGGGCGUUCCACCGGUUGGCGUCGGAGACGGAGUCUUGGGUGGUGCAGAGGAGGACGACGUCGAGCCGGAUACGAUUAAGGAUGACAGCGGCGACGAGGUUGGAGUGACUGGGCCUGCAUUGGCGGGCGGUGGUUCUAGCUCUGGCACAUACCACAUUUUUCCUCGUUGGACCUGGACGCCAUGA
Molecule: messenger RNA, 738 nt
Organism: Arachis duranensis
Lineage: Eukaryota; Viridiplantae; Streptophyta; Magnoliopsida; Fabales; Fabaceae
Exons: 1
Coding region: 1-738 (245 amino acids)
Source: RefSeq, a predicted model, not a curated record